Sinocyclocheilus anshuiensis is the source of this 2861-nucleotide messenger RNA. RefSeq names its product aminopeptidase N-like. Gene Ontology annotation, cellular component: cytoplasm; plasma membrane. Gene Ontology annotation, molecular function: metalloaminopeptidase activity; zinc ion binding; peptide binding. The coding region runs from base 12 to 2825 and encodes 937 amino acids. The transcript has 20 exons. The record is from RefSeq and is a predicted model, not a curated record. Lineage: Eukaryota; Metazoa; Chordata; Actinopteri; Cypriniformes; Cyprinidae. Gene Ontology annotation, biological process: peptide catabolic process; proteolysis.
UGAAGGGGAACAUGGUGAGAAUCCAUUUUAGUGCAAUGUGCGUUGGAUGCACUUUCCUGGGGAUGGCAUCACUGGCCACCAUUGUUGGGUUGUGGACCGUUCAACUCCUUCCUUCUACAGGACCUCCUGCUGAGCCCUGGAACGAGCAUCGUCUACCAGACACUCUGGUUCCAGACUACUACAACAUCACGCUCUGGCCUCGACUCCAGCCGAACAUUCACGGCCUCUUUGUAUUCACUGGAAAUUCCAGCGUGGUCUUCAAAUGUCUGAGGGAGACCGAUCUCAUCCUCAUUCACUCCAAUAAGCUAAACCUGACCUCAAUAGAUGGAUAUCUGGCCAAACUCUCUGCGCUUGGUACCUCAGUAGCGCCCUCAAUUCAGAAAACCUGGAUGCAGGAGACGACGCAGUACCUUGUCAUACAGUUGAAGGGCAAGCUGAAUGCUGGAGAGCUCUAUGAGCUUUACACAGAGUUUGUGGGAGAACUUGCAGAUGACCUGGCAGGGUUCUACCGAAGUGAAUAUGAGGAGAAUGGAGAGAAAAAGAUAGUAGCCACCAGCCAGAUGCAUCCCACACAUGCUCGCAAGACCUUUCCAUGUUUCGAUGAGCCUGCAAUGAGAGCAGUUUUCUACAUCACUCUCAUUCAUGACAGAGGAACCGUGGCCCUGUCGAAUGGAAUGGAAAUCGAGAAAGUUGACACUGUUCUUGAUGGACAACCUGUUACGAUGUCAACAUUUGAACCCACAAAGAACAUGUCCUCCUAUCUAUUGGCACUGGUUGUCAGUGACUAUACAAAUGUUACAUCAGCGAAUGACACCUUGAUACGAAUAUGGGCCCGUAAGAAAGCCAUCGAGGUCGGCCAUGGUGAUUAUGCCCUGAAUAUAACUGGGCCAAUCCUCAAGUUUUUUGAAAACUAUUACAGUGUACCAUAUCCACUCUCAAAAUCAGACCAGAUUGCCCUGCCUGAUUUUUACUUUGGGGCGAUGGAGAAUUGGGGUCUGGUGACGUACAGGGAGACAAACCUUCUAUAUGAUCCAGUCAUCUCCUCUAAUGCAAACAAAGAGAGAACGGCCACAAUUAUAGCCCAUGAACUGGCACACAUGUGGUUUGGCAACCUUGUGACUCUAAAGUGGUGGAAUGAAGUUUGGUUAAAUGAAGGUUUCGCGUCUUAUGUAUCAUAUCUUGGUGCAGACUUUGCUGAACCAUCCUGGAACGUGAAAGACUUGAUCAUCCUUAAAGACAUACACCAUGUUUUUGCUGUGGAUGCUCUGGCCUCCUCCCAUCCCCUGUCUUCGAAUGAGGAAGAUAUUAUAAAACCAGAGCAGAUCACUGAGCAGUUUGAUACAGUCUCCUACAGCAAGGGGGCGUCGGUGUUGAGAAUGCUGUCAGACUUCCUUACCGAGCCUGUGUUCGUGCAAGGCCUAAAUACAUAUCUUACCAUGUUCGCCUAUCAAAAUACAGUCGGUGAGGACCUGUGGAAUCACCUUCAAACUGCUGUUGAUAAGACUGGAACAGUUCUUCCCUUAAGUGUCAAAGAGAUCAUGGACCGCUGGGUUCUUCAAAUGGGCUUCCCAGUGGUCACAGUCAACACUACGACAGGCCAGGUCUCUCAGAUGCACUUCCUUCUGGAUCCUGAGUCUUCAUUACAGAGGCAGUCUCCAUUCAAUUAUGAAUGGAUUGUACCCAUCAACUGGAUGAAGGCAGAGGUGGAACAGUCACGCUUUUGGCUCACAGAAAAAACUGCUUUUCACUCUGAUAUGAAGGCAACUGGAAAUGAGUGGGUGCUGGUGAAUCUGAACAUCACUGGAUAUUACAGAGUGAACUAUGACACUGAGAACUGGGAGUGUCUCCUGAAUCAACUGACAGAGAACCAUGAGGCCGUCCCAGUCAUCAACAGAGCUCAGAUAGUGGAUGAUGCAUUUAACCUUGUGAGGGCAAAGAUAAUUCCGGUCACUUUAGCCCUAAAAACUACAAAGUACUUAUCUGAAGAAAGAGAAUACAUGCCAUGGCAGUCUGCACUGAACAACCUGGAUUAUUUUUACCUUAUGUUUACACAAACUGAUGUCUAUGAACUUUUACAGAAUUACACCAGGAAGCAGGUGACCCCCCUUUUUGAACAUUUUAAGACUAUUACCGAAGAUUGGUCGCAUGUUCCCACUGGCCAUACAGACCAGUACAAUCAAGUUAAUGCCAUUAGAUUUGCCUGCAGCACUGGUGUAGAUGGGUGUCAAAAUCUCACUACAGGCUGGUACAGACAGUGGAUGGACCAAACAAACCACAACCCAAUUCACCCCAACUUAAGGUCUACAGUGUACUGUAGUGCUAUUGCCUCAGGUGGCGCUGACGAGUGGGACUUUGGAUGGCUGAUGUUUAAGACCGCCACCAUCGGAAUAGAAGCUGAUAAACUCAUGUCAGCCCUGGCUUGUGCAAAAGAUACCACACUUUUAGAAAGGUACCUUGGAUACACGCUUGACGCAUCAAUAAUCCGUAAACAGGACGCUACCUCUGUCAUUGUGUAUAUUGCCAGCAACCCAGACGGUCAGACAUUGGCUUGGGAUUUUGUCAGGAAGAACUGGGUGUAUAUGUUCACAGAGUAUGGUGUGGGGUCUUUUAACUUUGCCAACCUUAUAAGUGGCAUAACCAAAACAUUUUCAACUGAAUCAGAACUUGAGCAGCUUCUGCAGUUUAAGAGUGACAAUGCAGAGAUCGGCUUUGGAUCAGGGACAGCAGCUCUGGAACAGGCCAUCGAGAAGACAAAAGCCAAUAUAAAAUGGGUGGCUGAAAACCAGAGAGAAAUCACAGACUGGCUGAUGGCAGAAUCUGCUUAAAAACCACAAAGACAAAACAAAUUACGUUAGUCUCCU